This is a messenger RNA of Cuscuta epithymum, 2747 nucleotides long. NCBI's taxonomy places the organism in Eukaryota, Viridiplantae, Streptophyta, Magnoliopsida, Solanales, Convolvulaceae. The record is from the annotation of a GenBank genome assembly.
GGACGGAGCAGCCCGUCAGGCCGGCCUGACAUGAAGAUUUGUCUAUAUAUAUCUACUAAAAUACUUAAGCGUCUAAGAAUGUUAGAUGGUCUUUUUCCCGUCAUAACGGCGUCCUAUUUGUCUCCGUAUCCGCCGCCAUCCGAACUAACAUAUUCCUCCAUUUCUUAUCGUUUGUUUUACCUCGCCUUGGAUUGAAUAGUCAUCCGCGCAGCAGCUCCGCAGGUGCUGUCUUAGGCGGUGACAGCUCAUACUAUGCAGGUCCUCCACGAGUGCUUAUUAGAGUUGCAGUGUGUCCCUUUGGACGUCAUAUUCUGGGAAGACAUGGCAGCAGAACUAUUAAUAGUGGACAUCAAGCCAGAAACACAAAACUGGACAUGUCGCCUAACUGUAGUAGAGAAACAAAACAUACGAUCUGCAAAAACUUCUCCCAUGAAAUUUCUUCCCCUCGUUCUCGCUGAUUCUGCUGGGAAUAGAGUCCAGGCAACUGCUUUUGCAGGCGACAUCUCUGGAAUUGAUGCACGUCUGCAGCUGUACUCGACCUACCUCAUUUCUGGCGCAUAUGUGAAACCCUUGACUGAUCUGCGUUUCUGUGUGGACCAAAACUACCAAUAUGUGUGGUCAUUCACCAGACGCACAUUUAUCCAGGAUGUCGCCCCUGAAGAAGGGGUAGACUUUCGCCAGAUUGCUGAAAGUACUGUCAAGCCUUUCCGAGGGAUCUUUGACUGUUACUUAGCUGCUGAAAGCCUAAGUUUAAUGGCUGUUAUUGUCGCGAAACUACCCCGGGCCUUCAUAGUGACGGGUGAUGUACACAAAGUUGCAUGGGACGUCGUUCUGAUUAAUGAAGAACUAACACUGGUGCCUAUGACCAUAUGGGAAGAAUUUGUUAAUCAACAUGGUGCGGCCAUUGAUACUUUUUUGCAAUCUGGUGACUGUCCAGUUCUUUUUGUCACCAGAGUUGUUGCAAAUAUUUAUCAAGGCCUAUCAUUGUCAACUCGCUAUGAUUCGCACAUGGAAUUAAACCCAGUUGGUGAUCGCGCGCUGGUGCUAAAAAAAUGGGCCAAAGACAACAAUGCAAAAAUCAAACAGUUAUUGAUUGAGAAACAAUAUGAACAUGCUCUUGAAAAUAUAGCUUGCCCCCUGUCACAGCCCCAAACACUUCUUGCUUCGCUAGAAACUAACCUCAAUAAGGUCCCAGUUGUAUGGGUGUGUGGCAGGGUCAACCUAAGCGACACUUCUGCAGAGCCGUACUAUAUCGGUUGUGACUAUUGCAAUCGUCGCGUUUACGCUCCAGAAGGUAGCACGUUCCAAUGCAUGUUCUGUGGCCAGAAGCAAGGCCGCACAGUAAAGCGGGUCUAUGGAUCUGCUCAGCACUUGUGUCGUUGAAAGAGCAAGACAUCACACUCGAUCUGAAACUCUUACAUACUUCGUCAGGACAGUCCAUGGGAGAAAGCUAAAGGUUGCUGUAGUUACACAGACAAAUACGGGUGAGGAGACCUGUGAAGCCACUAACGAUUGGAAACAAUUCUUGCAAAUUUCUGGCUACUGGAGGCUCCUACCAAAAUACUUCAGAAGGAAGGAUGAACUUGAGCAUAAGCUUGCCCAUUUUGUACGUAGAGGCUCCUUGAUGCCUCCAAUUGCAGCCUGCCCAGAAAGUGGUAGUAUUCAUUUUCCAGACGUUCUUCAAUUCAACAUUGUUUGGUUUCAACUUGCCAUCCCUGCUAUUGACCUGGCUAAAAUCCCUUCAUGCAUGCACAGGCAUCUGUUCGAGCAUAUACGCCCCAAUGCUCGCUUUGUCUAUGGGACAACCUCAUGGAAUGUCCAGUUCAACGAUUGUGGUUUAAGUGACGUCUUUGCUGACCUGUUCAUUGAAAACGAUAUUGCCUUUGGCUCAUAUGCUCUCCUGAGGCAUGUGGGGAACUUCACUUUCGAAGUAUUCAUGUUUGACAAACUAGGAUUUUCUCUUAACUUGGCUGACAAACCCAUUGGCGUUUCAAAUCCUUUGCAUACACCAGAUGACUUCCUUGUGUAUGUGGAGUCUUCUUUCAAAGAUUAUGCAUACAGCCAACUGUAUUGUCACCCAUCCUUUCUCUUUGUGCCCAACGAAACGAGUAAGGUCUGCUGUGAAGCCUUCCUUCGGUCAUGCAGUGAUAUGAGGAACCGCGUGCGGAUCUUCUACGGCGAUGAUGAUGCUUACUUUGUCGUUGGCAAACGAACGUUGCGACGCCAAAUUCAGACAACCUUUGAGUUGAAACACAACGCCACUCUUUUUUUUGUUAAGCAUCACAGGGGUGAGGCGCUACUACUUACAAUUUCAUCAUGCGGGAUGGAAAGAGUGCCAAGCAAACCACAUGUGUAUGAAAUACGGAGCGCUGCCCACACUGAAUUUGCUGAGCUUCCUUAGCUUGACUCUAACCACUUUGCACCUGCGCUUUUGCAGUAACAUCAACCAAACUGUCCUGCCCUAUCUGCAUGCUUUGAUGAUAUUUUGGUUUUUUUUUUUGGGCCAGGAAUCCGCUUGUAGCUUACCAACCCGACAUCUAUAUGUUUAUGACAUCAAACUCCUUUUGACUUGGUCGCGCUAUGUCUGCGUACGUAUUUUAUGCAAAACCCUUUUCCGAUAUUCCCAAGCUUCUACAGGAGAUGUUAUUAAGGACCAUAAAGGUAAGGGAGUUUUUGUGAAAAACUACUGUUUUCCAGAUUUUGGAUUUACCAAAUUUUUAAUAUGUAUGCUGCAAGUUCUUUUAUAA